CAACAAUUUGAUUUCCGACCAAUUAACCACACCAUUGGAACUGCCGGGACAGAAUUCAGCGCUGAUCUCGGUGGCAUGUUCCCCUAUGAACAAUUUACAGUCGUUAUGCUCUGUUACAAUCGGACCUCCAUAGCUCUCUUAUCUCUGGAGGCCCUCACAAAUCUCCCCUAUCUCCACUCCGUGAUCGUCAUUUGGAACGGCCCGGAGCCGCCACCGGCUUAUCUACGCUGGCCGAAACUACAUGUUCCUAUCCUCGUUGUCAAGGGUGGGAAGAACAGCUUGAACAAUCGAUUCCUGCCGUAUAAUGUCAUCAAAACCGACGCCCUCCUCAUGCUGGAUGAUGACGUUUGGCUUCGCCAUGACGAAAUUAUUCUUGCCUUCAGGGUCUGGCGCGAGAAUCGUGAUCGCAUCGUGGGCUUCCCGGCUCGCGGCCACUUUUGGUCACACAGCGCACAGGAGUGGUACUACAACAGCGACUACUCCUGCGAAUACUCCAUGAUUCUGACGGGUGCGGCCUUCAUACACAGGUUGGCCAAGCAUCACUCCACUUGUUGCUUGAUCAUCUGA
Dibothriocephalus latus is the source of this 567-nucleotide messenger RNA. NCBI's taxonomy places the organism in Eukaryota, Metazoa, Platyhelminthes, Cestoda, Diphyllobothriidea, Diphyllobothriidae. The record is from the annotation of a GenBank genome assembly.